AUGAGCCUAGCACCACCACCGCCACCCUACAGGAGACGUGCUGUGGUAGUCGGCAUCAACUACACAUCCUGCGGCGAAAUCGCUCUCAGAGGCUGCGCCAACGACGCAUAUGCCUUCGCCCUCGCUCUGGUCAACCUCUGGCACUUCGACCCGCGAGACAUCCUACUGCUCACUGACGACGAAGCGGAAUACGAAGACAACAAAGACAACUAUAAAGAUAAAAGCGCCCGGCAACGCCAAAAACCCUUCAGAAGCAACAUCCUUCAGGGACUCAAGUGGCUCACCGGCGGCGUACACCCGGGAGACGUCCUCGUGUUCUACUUCGCCGGACACGGACUCCAAAUUGACAACCUAUCCGGCUGGGAAGGCGAAGGCUUCGAUGAGGCAAUACUACCCCUAGAUUGCACUCACCAGCAAGGCGACGUAAACGCUAUAAGCUCGGUCUGUCUGCGAAACCAUUUUCUCUCUGUUUCCGACCGAGUCCAGCUCACAAUUUUCUUGGACUGCGCAGGUGGCCAGUCAUCGCUGGACGUAUCCGGCGGCAACAAAUGGACCUUCAUCAAGGGCGUUGUCCAAAAAGGGAUUUGGCCUCUCACCGAUCCCACCGACAAAAUGCACCGAGCCCGAUAUGACUCACGCGUCUGGACCCAUCACACCAUGAAGGCGAAGGGUGUGCGCCCGCGGUACGUCCCUGGGGUCGAAGUCAAUGACACAAAUGAACUGAGCGACGUCCAAACCCGGUUCAAGAAGGGCGGUGGGGAAAAAACCCACGCCUACAUGAUCUGCGGUGCCCCCUUCAGCGAAGUACCCGUCGAGGCCCACUGCCCGGCUCUAAAAAUACGAGGGUGCGAUUCCAGGGGCGUUUUCUCCAAAGACUGCGUCACCGUCAAAGGAACCCACGUCUACCACGGCGCCUUCACAUGGGCGCUCAUCCGCGCAUUCCACGACUGCGCACGAAAUAACAUCCACCGACGAGCAACAUAUAACUUACUCAGCGAACGAGUGCUCUACCAUAUCAAGGAUCUGAUGCAAAAGUAA
Molecule: messenger RNA, 1038 nt
Organism: Gregarina niphandrodes
Lineage: Eukaryota; Apicomplexa; Conoidasida; Eugregarinorida; Gregarinidae
Product: putative ICE-like protease (caspase) p20 domain protein
Exons: 4
Coding region: 1-1038 (345 amino acids)
Biological process (GO): proteolysis
Molecular function (GO): cysteine-type endopeptidase activity
Source: RefSeq, a predicted model, not a curated record